AUGAGACAUUUCUGUUAGUUUACAGCAGGGACGAUUGAUAAUUAUUUUUAAAAUUUUAUGACGUGUCAUGAGCUUUUGUGGGACUGAACGGCAGCCCCUCCCAAGCUCUCUUGAUAGAUACCAGCUUUAAGAUGUUCGAGAGCAAGCCUAGAACUUGGUAGCGCGCGCGCAGUCCAACGCGGAUGCGCGGUUGCGCUGGUAGUGCUUGCUAACUUUCUUUUGUUCUGGAUUUAGCGUGUGGCGAUUCUUUGUCUGUUGGUCCUGAUUAGUUUAAUCUAAUUUUAAUCUAGCAGCGUUAAGUUCGCAUUCAGCAGGGCGUGAGGGGACAACUGUGCACGCGCGCGUUGUCGUUGUGGUGGUAUGGAGCUCGCCGAUACCGACGCUUCCGUCCAAGUGACGCUUCCCCUCUCCAGUAUCAACGAGUACGUGGCACAGGAGUUUGCCACAUCUCGACUUCUGCUCGAGGGAGAAGCCGUACUGGAAGCUGGGCACGUUGUGACGUGCAGUGUUAAAGAAAAAGUUGACAGUAACAGCACGUUUGUAGGUUUCGUGCUGCAAACAUCGGCUUUAAGCAGAGACCCGCACGAGGUCGAGAUCGUGGUGAAAGAGAAGACAGUGGCAGCUGCAUCAUGCUCGUGCAAAGCAGGGAGCUACAAAUGCAAACACAUUGUGGCCAUGCUCCUGUACAUCCAUGCCACAAAGGUGUUUGAAAUCUUGUCGUCGACCGACCUGCCACAGCAGUGGGGGAAAAGUCAAAAACAGGGUGUGAAGGACAAGUAUGCGCCCAGGCCAAUCAUUGAGCUUCCCUGCGUAAAGAAGGCACGUCUGUUCUUCCGCUAUUCUGCAACAUGGUGCUCGCCUCAGAAUCUGGCAAGACGUGCCACUUCAACGGCCGCCGUGAUAAGUGCCUGGGCCAAGGUCACGCAACACCAACUAAACUGGACAGUGCUUGCCUGGCAGUAA
This is a messenger RNA of Ixodes scapularis (black-legged tick), 963 nucleotides long. RefSeq lists its product as uncharacterized. Bases 361 to 963 code for a protein of 200 amino acids. The transcript has 5 exons. The record is from RefSeq and is a predicted model, not a curated record. Lineage: Eukaryota; Metazoa; Arthropoda; Arachnida; Ixodida; Ixodidae. Gene Ontology annotation, molecular function: zinc ion binding.